AUGGCGGACACGGACCUUUUUAUGGAAUGUGAGGAGGAGGAGCUGGAACCAUGGCAGAAGAUCAGUGAUGUGAUUGAAGAUUCUGUUGUUGAGGAUUAUAAUUCAGUUGAUAAAACCACUGCGGCUGGCAAUCCUCUCGUUCAGCAGAGUGGGCAGCCACUAAUCCUUACCCAGAACCCCACUUCAGGUCUGGGCACGAUGGUAACUCAGCCAGUGUUACGACCUGUGCAGAUCAUGCAGAAUGCCAAUCACGUCACCAAUUCUCCAGUGACCAGCCAGCCCAUCUUCAUAACAACCCAGGGAUUUCCUGUGAGGAAUGUUCGGCCUGUACAGAACACAAUGAACCAAGUUGGAAUUGUUCUGAAUGUACAGCAAGGUCAAACAGUUAGACCCAUCACCCUUGUCCCAGCUCCAGGCACCCAGUUUGUUAAACCAGCAGUUGGUGUCCCUCAGGUGUUCUCUCAAAUGGCCCAGGUGAGACCAGGUACGACCAUGCCGGUCCGACCCACCACCAACACUUUCACUACGGUCAUUCCGGCCACGCUUACCAUCAGGAGCACUGUCCCACAGUCCCAGGCACAACAGCAAAGUAAGUCCACUCCCAGCACCUCCACAACUCCUACUGCAACGCAGCCAACACCACUUGGACAGUUAACUGUGCAGCAGCCAGGGCAGUCCAGUCAAGCUACUAACCCCAAAUUAGUGAGUAUUGCAAGCUUUGUGACUGUAAAGAGACCUGGAGUGACUGGUGAGAACAGCAAUGAGGUUGCUAAGCUAGUGAAUACCCUGAACACCAUUCCUUCGUUAGGACAGAGCCCGGGCCCACUGGUGGUUUCCAACAGCAGCCCUGUGCAUGGCUCCCAGAGAUCCAGUGUUUCCGAGUCGUCAUCCUCAUCAUCAUUAAAAGUCAGUUCAUCUCCUAUUCCCACAUUUGAUUUGCAAGAUGGUGGCAGGAAGGUCUGCCCAAGAUGUGAUGCUCAGUUUCGAGUCACUGAAGCUUUAAGAGGACAUAUGUGUUACUGCUGCCCUGAAAUGGUUGAAUUCCUCAAGAAAAGGAAAUCUCUAGAAUCUGAACCAAAUAUUCAAUCUGCAAAGCCUCCAUCACCAGAAAAAACUACAGCUGUUGCUUCUCCACCCUCUUCUACCCCUAUCCCUGCACUGUCCCCACCUGCAAAAGCUCCAGAGCCAACUGAAAACGUAGUUGACUCAUCCCAAAGUAAGCUCAUUAUGUUAGUAGAUGAUUUCUACUAUGGCAGAGAUGGUGGCAAAGUGAACCAGCUACUGAACUUCCCCAAGGUUCCGACCUCCUUCAGGUGUCCACACUGCACCAAGAGGCUAAAGAACAACAUAAGAUUUAUGAAUCACAUGAAGCACCACGUUGAACUGGAUCAGCAGAAUGGAGAGGUGGAUGUCCACACCAUCUGUCAGCAUUGCUACAGACAGUUCUCCACUCCAUUUCAGCUACAGUGUCACUUAGAGAAUGUCCACAGUCCCUAUGAGUCGACAACAAAGUGCAAGAUUUGCGAAUGGGCAUUUGAGAGUGAGCCAAUGUUCCUACAGCACAUGAAGGACACCCACAAGCCUGGGGAGAUGCCCUAUGUUUGUCAGGUCUGCCAGUACCGUUCCUCACUCUACUCUGAGGUGGACAGCCAUUUCCGCAUGAUCCAUGAAGACACACGGCACCUGCUCUGUCCCUACUGCCUCAAGGUCUUCAAGAAUGGGAAUGCUUUCCAGCAGCACUUCAUGAGGCACCAGAAGAAGAGUGUUUAUCAUUGCAACAAGUGUAGACUCCAGUUCCUAUUUGCCAAGGAUAAAAUCGAACACAAGCUGCAGCACCACAAAACUUUCCGAAAGCCCAAACAAUUAGAAGGCUUGAAACCUGGAACCAAGGUUACAAUCAGGGCAUCUAGAGGACAGCCACGGACAGUGCCAAUAUCGUCAAAUGACAUGCCGCAGGGCACUGGACAGGAAGCCGCUCCGCUGGCAUCUGCUGCCGACCCCCAGCCCAUCCUCCUGUACCCGCCUGUCCAGAGGAACGUCCAGAAGAGAGCGGUCAAAAAAAUGAGUGUCUUGGGGAGACAGACUUGCCUGGAGUGCAGCUUCGAAAUCCCCGACUUCCCGAACCACUUCCCCACCUACGUGCACUGUUCGCUGUGUCGCUACAGCACUUGUUGCUCCAGAGCCUACGCCAACCACAUGAUCAACAACCACGUUCCUCGGAAGAGUCCGAAAUACUUGGCUUUAUUUAAAAACUACACUGCCUGUGGCGUAAGGCUGUCCUGUUCCUCUUGUCCCUUUGUAACAUCUGAGGGUGAUGCGAUGGCCAAACAUCUGGUCUUCAAUCCAUCACACGAGUUUAGUAACAUUAUUUUCCGAGGGCCUACUUGGAUAUCGCAUUCCAGGCACAUUCAGCUCCAGGACAAAAGCAUGAAGAACACAUGUCCUACCUACUCCCCGAGUAAAGCUGCUACUGUGAAAACAAAGUCUGUGUUACCUGCGAAAGGUGAGCUGGAGCCUGAGCUGGCACCAGCAGCCUACAACAGAGCUCUGCUCUGCCAGGAAGAAGAGCACUUAAAUAUUGAUGCUCAGGAAGAUGAGCAGCCAACGAAGGAGCCUGAGCCCUCGGGCAGAAAGGAGCAGCUGUCGGUGAAGAAGCUGCGGGUUGUACUGUUUGCUCUGUGCUGCAACACUGAACAGGCUGCGGAGCACUUCCGGAACCCGCCGCGGCGCAUCAAGCGCUGGCUCCGCAGGUUUCAGGCUUUCCAAGAGGAGAACUUGGCAUCGCUGUCAGAAGGCAAAUACCUGAGCCUGGAGGCUGAGGAGAAGCUCGCGGAGUGGGUCCUCACACAGGGGGAGGUGCGCCUGCCGGUGAACGAGGAGACUCUCUUCCAGAAAGCCACCAAGAUUGGCCGAUCCCUCGAGGGCGGCUUCAAGAUCUCCUACGAGUGGGCAGUGAGGUUCAUGCUGCGGCACCACCUCAGCACGCACACUCGAAGGGCAGUGGCUCACCCGCUCCCCAAAGACGUGGAGGACAACGCCAGUUGCUUCAUCGAGUUUGUGCAGCGGCAGAUCCACACGCAGGACCUGCCUCUCUCCCUGAUCGCCGCCAUCGACGAGAUCUCUCUGUUCCUCGACGUGGAGGUGCUGAGCAGCGAUGACCGGAAGGAGAAUGCUCUGCAGACGGUGGGAACCGGGGAGCCCUGGUGCGACGUGGUCCUCACGAUCCUCGCCGACGGGAGCGUUCUCCCGACGCUGGUCUUCUACAGGGGUCACGUGCAGCAACCCGCCAACGUGCCGGAGUCGAUCGUGUUGGAAGCAAAGGAGAACGGAUACAGCGAUGAUGAAGUCAUGGAGUUGUGGUCGUCCAGAGUGUGGCAGAAGCACACGGAGUGCCAGAACAGCAAGGGCAUGCUGGUGCUGGACUGUCACCGAACACACCUCUCCGAGGAAGUACUUUCCUUGCUGAGCGCUUCCAGCACGCUGCCGGCUGUUGUCCCCGCCGGCUGCAGCUCCAAAAUCCAACCUCUGGAUGUUUGUAUAAAAAGAACUGUGAAAAAUUUCUUGCAUAAAAAGUGGAAAGAGCAAGCCAAGGAGAUGGCGGACUCCACGUGCGACUCGGACAUUCUUCUGCAGCUGGUUUUGUGCUGGCUGGCAGAGGUGCUGGAGGUCAUCAGUGACUCUCCUGAACUGGUGCAGCAGUCCUUCCUGGUGGCCAGCGUGCUGCCGGGGCCGGACGGCACGGCCAACUCCCCCACCCGCAACGCUGACAUGCAGGAGGAGCUCAUCACCGCGCUGGAGGAGCAGCUGAAGCUGAGCGACGAGCCCCAGCCCCAGGCCCAAGCCCAGGCCGAGGAACCUGCAGACCCGGACAUCCUCCACCAGCUCUUCGAAGGGGAGAGCGAGACUGAGUCCUUCUAUGGCUUCGAAGAUGCUGACUUGGAUCUGAUGGAGAUGUGA
This is a messenger RNA of Nestor notabilis (Kea), 3957 nucleotides long. It is a transcript of the gene POGZ, whose product is annotated as pogo transposable element with ZNF domain. The record is from RefSeq and is a predicted model, not a curated record. The coding region runs from base 1 to 3957 and encodes 1318 amino acids. Lineage: Eukaryota; Metazoa; Chordata; Aves; Psittaciformes; Psittacidae. The transcript has 18 exons. Gene Ontology annotation, molecular function: DNA-binding transcription factor activity, RNA polymerase II-specific; RNA polymerase II cis-regulatory region sequence-specific DNA binding. Gene Ontology annotation, biological process: regulation of DNA-templated transcription.